GGACCGUGCACCACUCACUGCUCAGGCAGCAGAAGUCAACCAAAGAAUUUCUGCUACAGCUGAUUCGGUCGCCAUCUUUGUUCGGAACAUAAACAACACCAGGCGGCCCCGCUGGUAUUUACAUGCACAGCCGUCGUUCAGAGGAAAACCGACGCGGUCCCCUCGCUGCAGCUCUGCUCUUUUAUUGAAAGAUGAUGGUUGAUUUGGUCACCUGAACCUCUGUGUCAGUCAGACGGUAAGAAAGCCUCACUGUCGAGCUGCAGGAUCGUCAGCUGACAGACUGCUUUUAAAUAGGUUGUACUGUGCGCAAGCUUGAUACCAUGACAACGGUGCGGCUGUCAUUAGCGUAGUGUAAGCGAUUUUAUUGUCAUAUUUGUCUGUUUUAAAGCAAUCAGUAACAGGCUAAUGCACACUGCUCGCUAAAACCAUGUUAGGCUUUCAUUAGUACCACCUAACUGCGCUGACAUACAGGCACCAUGCUAACCAGGCUGUGUGGGUUGCCAUAAACCAGUCCUCACUAAUUCAUGAAGCAUUUGAUUUUAUCCCCAAUGACCUGUUUCUUUUCUGCAGAGAUGGGGAUCCGAGGUGGAUUUCCUCAACGGGACGGAGAGGAGGUGUAAAGGGGGGCGGGGAGGCCAGCAGUGAGGGCCUGAGGAGAUGGACCAGGAGUACGAGAGACGACUGCUGAGGCAAAUCAACCACCAGAACCUGCCGACAGAGGCCCGCCUGUCAAAGGUGAGGGACUCACUGUCUUAAAAAUGAUGCUUCAUAUAUGUGUGUCAAACAUAUAGUCCUCAUUUUCAAAGUGGUAAUAGGGACAAAACUGCACCAUGGCAUGUUUAUAUCGUUAAUAUCUAGGGUAAAAUAAUACCCUCUAUAUUAUCAUGAAAUCUAUCAAUAAAUUUGAUACCAAAUAUGUUUAUUUAGGGGCAGUCAUACAUAAACAGACCAGCCAUUACAUUAAAAACACCUGGACAAUCUAUUUCACCCCAGUGCAUUUUUAGUUUUUGUUGACAUGAUCAGACAUUGUGAUUGUUUUACUUAGAGUUCAUAACUGAAGACAUAGUUAGUGUUGUUGGUGUGCAGGAGUGUGACUUACUGAAGCGAUCCUUAUAUGUUGUCUUCAUUAACAAAAAUAAGAAGUGCAAAAUAUUAGGAAAUCCUGUGUACCACCUGUUUGGAUCAGUCUCUAACACCUGGUGGGUCUCCUAGCACCCUGAAAAUCAGACUCAUCUUUACAGAUAUCCUGUGUACAAUUCUGGGGCACAUAAACUUGGUCACACAUUUGUGUUUUUUUCAAUGUAGUGAAAUCAUUAGUGCUGCAUUUUCUCUGUUGACCCUUCAGUGUGUGAGUGCAACCUGCAGUCCCGUCAGUGUGAAGUCAGGGGACCGCUUCAUUCCCACUCGUGCUGGAAGCAACUGGAGCAUCAAUUUCCACUACGCCAAUGUAAGCUGCUUUUCACCUUAGCUAAAAACCUCAUAUUCUACCUCAGUGAGACACAGACUGGGGAUCAGAGUUACAUCAAGAAUGAACUGAGCUGUACUUUUCUCUGCAGGAGAACUGUCGGUCCCCAAAUCAGAACCAUAAAGCAAAAGAUGCCAGCUCAGACUCAAGCAAAGGUAAAGACAAUUAUACCUCUUGCGAGUGGUUCCAGUUGUUUGGUUUGAACCAUAUCCCUCAGGUAACUUAUCUGUUAUCACCUUUUUGCUUUAGAUGCUGUGGCGUAUGCGGCCCUGUUAAGGAAUGAAUUGCUGGGGGCGGGGAUAGAGAGUGUGCCAGACCCUCACACAGACGACCGGCGACACACAGUCCUCUCUCAAGACUCUCACAGCCUUUUUAGGGUAGGAAACACGAAAGACACGUCUGUUUAUUUGCUUUAAAAAGCUCUGUAUAGUCAGUAGCAUAAGAAAAAGUAGGAAGCUGGAAGAAAUGGCUGGAUUUUAUUGGAGUUACAGAUGAAAUAUCCAGAAUUGUAUCCAAUUAUAAGUCUCUGUGUUCUCAUUCUGCAGUACACUGUCCACACUAAGAGAGUGCCUUUUGAUAGCGAUAAUGAAGUCUCACCGUACUCCCUUUCUCCUCUUAGCAACAAAAGGUAAGAAAAAAGAUCACAUGUUGCUCCCUAAUCACUGAAAGCACUCGAACUUAGCCAUGAGAUAACUUUUCCUUCUCCACCAUGUUUACUGCAGUCACAAGCUGCUCCGCUCUCCUCGUAAACCAGCACGUAAGAUCUCCAAGAUCCCCUUCAAAGUGCUGGAUGCUCCGGAGCUGCAGGAUGAUUUCUACCUCAACCUGGUAGACUGGUCUGCUGGAAACCUGCUGAGUGUGGGACUGGGAGCCUGCGUCUACCUGUGGAGCGCCUGUACCAGCCAAGUAUGCAGAAGUCUUGGACAUUACCUCACACUUUGCUUGCUAUUAUAGAGAGAAAAUAUGCAGAUAAAUAUUGUAAAUUAUAAGUUUGCUAUAGAAGACAGUUUUCAAACUCCUAACCUUCGCAAAAUUGUAAAUUCUCAGGAGCAAUAUCAGAUAGUCACGCCAUAAGAUCAUCAGGUUUAUGAGAAAAUAGAUCAAUGCUCAAGCUAACCUUGUGUGGUAACACUUUGGGCAGAAUAACAUGCAAAUUUCUCCCCUUUCUCUUCGUGCUCUCUUUGUUCAUCUCAUCAGGUGACCAGAUUAUGUGACCUCUCAGUGGACGGAGACUCAGUUACAUCAGUUUGUUGGAAUGAGAGGGUGAGCAGUUUAUCCAAACACUGAAAACUGUCUUUAAAAAAAUAAAAACUGUAAAACUAACAUGGGGUUUGACUUUUGUUGCGGUUCUAUCAGGGGAGUCUUGUUGCUGUUGGUACACACAAAGGUUACGUUCAGAUCUGGGAUGCAGCAGGCGGGAGGAAGCUGACCAGUCUAGAGGGUCACUCGGCACGUGUAGGUCAGUCAAAAACCCCAGAUUAAAAUCUGUUUAAGAGUUUGUUUGGUACUUUCAAAUGUCUGUCAUCAAAUGAGAAACACCAAAUUAAUCACAACAGCCACAGUGAAAUAUGAGACCCUCUUUCCUUGUAACAAGGUGCCCUGGCGUGGAAUGGCGAGCAGCUGUCGUCUGGGAGUCGGGAUCGAGUGAUCCUGCAGCGGGACGUCAGAACCCCCCCUUCUGCCGAGAGAAGGCUUCAAGGUCACAGGCAGGAAGUGUGCGGUCUCAAAUGGUCCCCUGACCACCAGCACCUCGCGUCCGGGGGCAACGACAACAAGGUGACGCAGUGUUUCUGUUCUUGACUUUUCUCCAGGCUGAAUAACCUGUGAGAGUAAACGUGAUCGUCCCUCUCUGUCCGCCGCUCAGUUACUGGUGUGGAACAGCUCCAGCCUCCUCCCAGUGCAACAGUACAGUGACCACCUGGCAGCAGUCAAGGCCAUCGCCUGGUCCCCUCAUCAACACGGGCUGCUGGCAUCAGGGGGCGGCACUGCAGACCGCUGUCUACGCUUCUGGAACACACUGACCGGUCAGGCCCUGCAGAGCACAGACACCGGGUCCCAGGUCUGCAACCUGGCCUGGUCCAAACACGCCAACGAACUGGUGAGGACAGUCAUUCACACACAAACACACAUAUGAACAUACAGCCAGCCUAGAGAUAUAAUCUGUGUCAAGAGACGUUGGCGAGUGCUUUUUAAAUCGUAAAUUAACAAGAUAUAUUUAAGCAUUUCAAGAUCGGUCACUGCCCAGCCCCAGACACAGUAAAAAAUAUUUUUUUCCCGUAAAGCUACAGAGUCGUAAAAUAUACAAUAUUAUCAGCAAACAAUACAUAGAUGAAGCACUGUUUUUUAUCUGCUGCAGUACCUGAUGUGUUCACAGUCACAUGAUCUUUCAUGUGGUGUUUUAAAAAUAGCAAAAACAACAACAAGAAAAAUCUGAACCUAUUUGACGUAAAAAGAAUCAUACAUUUACAGUUUCAAUCAAAAUACUCUGGCUUAUGUGUGUCUUCGGUUUUGACAUCUUUCUUUAUGUUUACAGGUGAGCACUCACGGCUACUCUCAGAACCAGAUCCUGGUCUGGAAAUAUCCAUCACUGACACAGGUGGCCAAGCUGACAGGGCACUCCUACAGAGUUUUGUACCUGGUAAGAUUAUGUUUAGUGUCAGUCUGUACAUUUACAAGAACAAGUAAGUCAAGCAAUGGUGGAAAUUUGGUUAAGGUGAUUGACCUGGACUACUGAAUUCGUCCAAGUAUUCGGCCAUCAGGCAGGAAUCUGGUUUGACCAAAGUAUGUCCACCUCCGCUGAUGUUUACAUUCUAGACCAACUGGAUUGUGAAACAAGUCAGCAAGAGGUUAACUUGUGAAACAGUUGCAACAUGGAUAACUUCAUAGCUCUCUACUGCACAAACUUCUCUGUACUUUUGGCAUAAAUUUGCCAUAGGCCUAUGUUAUCCUAUGGGCUUAUAGUGACACCCAAAGGCAGGCAACAACCCACUAAGACUGAUGGACUCCUGGGUCAAAGUCUAAUGAGCUGAACUGUGGAGCAUGCCCGAAAUCUCGGCCAGUUUAAAAUCUAUACCUAUUGCAUUUUCUAGGUAUGUAAAUCCAGUUUUGGGGGCAGCAGUUGGCCUAGUAGUCUGUGUGAGUGUCGUAUGUACAGAGGCUGCAGUACUUGUCACAGCGGUUGCUAGUUCAGCCCCCAGCCUUUGUCUGGUCCAGUUAUAAUUAUCAUGUUAACAUACCAAGUAAAUAUUUGGGCAUACAUGAAUGUUUACAGACACUGAUCAGCCAUAGCAUUAUGACCACUGACAGGUGAGGUGAACUUAUUGAGCACCCUCAUUAAACAGUCAUUGGUUGGGAUAUGUUAGGCAGCAAGUGAACAUUUUAUCUCCAGAGGUGAUGAGUUACAUGCAGGCAAAAUAGGCAAGAAUAGGGAUUUGACAUCCUGUUACCAAGGUCAAACUGUAAUGACUAGAUGACCAGAUUAAUAGGUACUGCUGAUUCCUGCAUAGGGGACCGUAUAGCCACAGACUGAUCAUGGUAUCCGUGCUGACCCCUUCCCACCAUUGAAAGCUCCUGUGAUGAUCAUGUGAUCAUAAGACUGGCCCUAAAAGCAAUGGAUGAAGAUGGUCUGGAUAUUGGCCCUGACCUGACCAGAAGGGGGCCUGUGCAGUAAAAGGCAGGUUGUCAUAAUGUCAUGGCUGAUGAGAGUAUGUCUCUCUAGUGAAGGAUGCAUUCAGGGUCUUAGCUUUGCAACAAUAAAAACAAGAGUUCUGCAUGCAAAAAAAGUAUCAAUCAAGAAAUUUGUCAGUGCCAUAAGAAAAACUGAGCCUCAUUGUGGAGGGUGGACUCUAGCUUUGUUACAUCUGAGUCCUUCUGUAUCUAUUAAGACCUGUCUCAGGCAUUCAUGCAUUUUCUGCAGCUGCUUUGAUUGACCAGACUGUGAGGAUAAGACAGGCAACCUCUUAAAAAUGGCACUGUUUAAUUGUAGGGACGAAGGCAAACGUCUGUUGUCUGCAAGUCACAAUUGAUAAAUCUGGGCACUGCUGAGUGGAGUCAGCUAUACAGCACUUACACUGCUAUUUUAUGAGGCUGUGUCCUUCUAGGUCACAUUUGAACUCUGUGAUAGUUGUGAAUGAGAAUGAGCCACCAGAAGUGACAUGUUUGUUUGCCCCUCUGUCCACAUUGAAUGGAAGUCAAUAGAGGCAAAUAUUGGUCAAGUUUAAUAUCAUAUACAGUGUGUUUAACUAAUUCAGUUUUAAUAUCCAGCUCUUACCUGACAAGAGGAGCAUUAACAGAGAGCAGCUGAACACACAUGCAAGUUUGUGGUGUAUGAAAACAGCCAUGAAGUAAAAGACAAAUUAUUCAUAUCAUUCAUUAUUUCUCUUUCCUUUCAGGCGGUGUCACCAGACGGGGAAGCUAUUGUUACAGGAGCUGGAGAUGAGACACUACGUUUCUGGAAUGUCUUCAGUAAGACACGCUGCACCAAGGUACGAUAAAAAACAGGACACUUUGUCAAAUGCUGCUGUCAUGUACUGAGGUUGAGAGUUACUGAAGGAGUUUAUUAAGUUCACAUCUGUUUAGAAAUGCUAACGAGGUGAUGAAACAAGGAUUUUAAAUUGGUUUGUGACCAUUUCAUGUAAAGAUAAGACAAAACCUGCUCUACAGGAAAUAUCAAGGUCUUGAGUUUCACCAAACAUGUUUGCGAAAGUGUUUUAAAAAAUAUUUGAUGUAAUCUUUUAUCAAGUUACAUAUUUUACUCUCUUAUUUUCUGACCGCAGGAAUCAAAGUCCGUGCUGAACCUCUUCACCAGAAUACGAUAGUGAGGCUCAGGACCAGGUCUAGGAGCAGCCCUUUGAGCUCUGGUUGCACAAAACCCUUAAAGACACUCACAGACUACAUCCAUCUCAUCUCAGCCCUGACUCUCAGUGCACCGACCUUCACCAGGAGAGUCAUCCUCAGAUCUUUUUUUCUACAGAGGACGCUGUCCAAACCUCCGACAAAAACUGCCUGCCCUCCCAGUGACUUCACUGACAAACACUGAACAUGUUGUCUGCUUCAAAACCGUCUGUUUUGUCUUCUUUUUCUGUCGUGGAAGUGAUAAAAUUGUUUUAUUAUAUAUCAGCUGAAAUAUACAUGUGCAAGAGUUCUAAGCUAUAUAAAAUUAUGACGUCUCAUUUUUAAAAAGUUCUCCUUUGUAACUAAAAGAAGAAGAAGAUGAAGAGACAAAGUGAGUGGAGGGAGGGGUUUGGGGGUUUCUAUAUUUUGAUAAUGUGUGAAAAUCAUCUUCAAGCAGAAUACAGAAGAGAAACAAUAAGUGAACACACACACUCAUACACAGUUGCUUAAGCAGCUGUAAAGAACAAAGUGUUUAUUGUUGUUUUCAGCUUGUUAUACUUCUCUAUUUCAUUUUUCCUGACAAAUUAUUUUAUUACAAACAUGUUCAGUUCAGUCAGUUUUACCAGCAUUGGUUCAGUAACAAGGUUAAAACACUCCAGUGUCACCUGUCCAGGUAAAAAGUCCUCUUCAGCAUUUGUUGUGAUAAAAACAGUUCCACUUUUGUGUUGUUUUUACUCUACAUUCAGUGUUUUCAGUAGCCAGACCCCUGCAGGCCUCGACACAGCAGAGAAAACUCUUUCACGAUCUCCUUGACGCGGCGCUUGUUGGUUUGCUCCCUGAAAGAUUGAAAAAUAUGUUUCAGUCACGUUCAACAUUCAAGUCUUUAAAGCUCCUGUGAAAAGUUUUUGACAUUUAUACAAUAGGCUGAAAUUCCUAUUGAGGACUUUUUAUGGUAUCCAGAAGCAAACAAGACCACCAGUGACAAGAUUGACAACUUUUAUAUUAUACUUUUUAAUCCCUGAAACUACUGAGAGGAGGAAGGUGUAAAGGACAAGGUAUGCAAGUACUGCCUUGUCCCCAGGGGGCACCAAAUUGUCAUAGUUGUUCCUCACUUGAGUUUCAAAUAUGACUUUAUAGCAGCUAUAGCGUAAUAAACUGUCUAAAUCUCUCAGUUUUAGUUAUGGCCCCCAGCACUCUGGGAGCUUCCUCCACUGUUGCCUUGCUAUCAAGUCACGUUUCUCUAUUCAAAAUGACAAAUUAUGAUAAACAGCUAAAUGUUUUGGGACCUCAAAUUUCACAGUUCUAACGUGGAACGGUACAAAAAGUCCCACACAACAAAGUUCAGAGCAGAGUGUGUCUUUUUGAUAAGUAUUUCACUGACUGUGUGCUUUUAAAUUUCUCAAAUUUAAAUUUCUUGUGGCUUUUGGACAAGUCUUGUAACAAACCAUCUCACCCUGGUACUCCUUCAUCACACAUGUAUACCACGUAUAUACAACAGAGGUACAGAGACAAUCCUGUCACUGAUAGCCUUAUAUUUAUACAUUAUAUGCGAGGAAUAGUUUCAGUCUGUUUUAUUAACAAAAACUGCUUACAGUAGCAUUAAAUGAUCAGUUUCUCUUAUUGUAAAUGAAAUAAUUUUAAAAGCAUGCUCACAAAAUGAUACCAGAUUUAUAAACUUGUCAUAUCAAAGACUUUUGAAUUUUUCUUCAAGUAUUUACCUUAAA
Xyrichtys novacula (pearly razorfish) is the source of this 8022-nucleotide messenger RNA. Lineage: Eukaryota; Metazoa; Chordata; Actinopteri; Labriformes; Labridae. The record is from the annotation of a GenBank genome assembly.